Molecule: messenger RNA, 1473 nt
Organism: Penaeus monodon (black tiger shrimp)
Lineage: Eukaryota; Metazoa; Arthropoda; Malacostraca; Decapoda; Penaeidae
Product: telomere length and silencing protein 1 homolog
Exons: 6
Coding region: 259-1170 (303 amino acids)
Biological process (GO): mRNA splicing, via spliceosome
Cellular component (GO): spliceosomal complex
Source: RefSeq, a predicted model, not a curated record
GUAAUGGAUCGUAUAUAUAAAGUAAAAUAACCAUAUAAAGGACUUUAUUCAAUAAUAGAGGGAAAAAAGUGUGUGAAAUAAUCAAAGAAUUGAUAUGAAUGUUAUGAGAUUGACGCUGAACUUUAUAUAGCUACUUUAUCUCCUGUAAAUAAUUGCAUUUACGCUCCCUCGUUGUAUUGUGUACGAGUUUGCAAACAAUUCUAAAGUUUCUUAAUUUUUGCUUAUUUAUUCACCUCAAGUGGGACUCUCUGACACACCAUGUCUUCGCGACAAGAAGAAGAAGUCGAGGAGAAGCCAAAAAUAUCUUUUAAGAAGGUAAAAGGCAAGAGUUUCAGGCGAAGAAGAGACUCGGAUGAUGAGGAGGAACCCGGUCCAGGCGAGGAAGAAUCUUUAUUAGCAAAACUUGAAGAGAGUAAAGAGAUGAGAAAAUUUAGACGUCGGCAGGGAGGUAUCAGUGCGGAGGGACUCUUGGUUGGGGAAAAGGUCGAAAAGAAGGAAGGUCCAGAUGAUGACCCAUUUAAAACUAAGACUGGAGGUAUGCUUGAUUUGAAUCAAGUGAAAAAUGCCAAGAAAUCUGAUGAUGCUUAUGAUACGGGUAUCGGAACGUCCUUCUCAGCAGAAACCAACCGACGUGAUGAAGAUGCAGAAAUGCAAAAGUACAUUGAGGAGAACCUCGCAAAGCGUAAGGGACUUACGUCUGUGGAAAAACAGGAUGAGACCCCAAGACACCUGACCCUUGAGGAAGCAGCUUUGCAUGCUGUCCCAGAUAUCUUAAGGGUUUCAACGACUAAGAAGAGUGAGGAGAUGUUGAGUAACCAGAUGUUGAGUGGUAUUCCUGAGGUGGAUCUGGGGCUUGAAGCAAAGAUCCGGAACAUUGAGGCAACAGAGGAAGCCAAACAGAAACUGCUUCGCGAAAGAAUGAUGAAGAAAGAACGACCCUCAGAAUUUGUUCCCAAGAACAUGGCUGUCAACUUUGUACAACACAAUAGAUUUAAUCUUGAGGAGGCUGGGCCAGCAAAGAAAAAGGAGAAGAAGGUGCAGGAAAUUGUGGAGCCUGUAGUGGGUGGCGGAGUCAAGAUCUCAACCAUAGCCCCUAAAAGACCCCCAGGAGAGAAGGCCACGGACGACUUCCAUUAUGAAAAAUUCAAGAAGCAGUUCAGACGGCAUUAGCCCGCGGUUAUUUUAUUGUUUUUUUUAUUUUAUUAUUAUUUUUUUAUAUAUAUAACAGGGAUUUAUUACAUACAUUAUCCAGGUUGAUUUGUAAUUUGGAAAUAAAACGUAUGUUAUCUGAAUUGUUGUUUAAUCUUGUAACUAAAAUAGAAGAUACAAUGCACUGGUGUUUUUUCUUACACAUUAAAGUAAUAAACCACAAUAGUAUAUGAAAAUAAUUUAAUAGCAUACAGUAUAGGUAAAAUAAAUAUCUGAAGCUUCUUGAGGCAAUUAAUGGAUGUUAAAGAUGCUAGUGUUACAAAA